Molecule: messenger RNA, 2100 nt
Organism: Medicago truncatula (barrel medic)
Lineage: Eukaryota; Viridiplantae; Streptophyta; Magnoliopsida; Fabales; Fabaceae
Product: L-ascorbate oxidase homolog
Exons: 3
Coding region: 185-1837 (550 amino acids)
Molecular function (GO): oxidoreductase activity; copper ion binding
Source: RefSeq, a predicted model, not a curated record
CUAAGGAUCAUAAUCAAUGGUAAGUUAGAGAGGUUAACGGAGAGUUUGAAUGGUUAAUAAACACUUACACAUAUGUAUAUAACAUGACAAAUCAUUGAACCAUCAUGUAAAUGUUCUCAUCUUAGUUCUUUAUUCCAUUACAACAUAGUAUAAGAUAGUAAUUGUUAAUCACGAUCAAAGCAAAAUGGAGAGAACAACGUUUUUGUUUAUGUUAUGUCUCUUGAUUGGUACAACAUCAAUGGUAAUGGGUGAAGACCCUUACUUUUAUUUCACAUGGCAUGUUACAUAUGGUACACUCUCCCCUGCUGGUGUUCCUCAACAGGUUAUUCUCAUCAACAACGAAUUUCCCGGCCCCAACAUCAAUUCCACCAGUAACAAUAACCUCGUUGUUAACGUCUUCAAUGAACUCGACGAGCCUUUGCUUUUCACAUGGGCUGGAGUUCAGCAAAGGAAAAACUGUUGGCAAGAUGGUGUGCCAGGAACAAACUGUCCCAUCGCACCUGGAACAAACUACACAUACCGUUUCCAAGUGAAGGAUCAAAUCGGUAGCUACUUCUAUUAUCCUAGCUUAGGGAUGCACAGAGCAGCCGGUGGUUUCGGUGGCCUCCGCAUCAACAGCAGAUUACUCAUUCCAGUCCCAUAUGCUGAUCCCGAAGAUGAUUACACCGUCCUAAUCGGUGACUGGUUCACCAAGAGCCACUCCACCCUCAGCAAAUUACUCGACAGUGGUCGUGCCCUUGGAAGACCACAAGCUGUUCUUGUUAACGGCCAAAACGCCAAAGGUGACGGAUCUGACAAACCACUCUUCACAAUGAAGCCAGGAAAAACCUACAAAUACAGAAUCUGCAAUGUUGGUCUUAAAAACUCCCUUAACUUCGGAAUCCAAAACCACCCAAUGAAACUCGUUGAAUUCGAAGGAUCCCACACCGUCCAAAACAGUUAUGAUUCCCUUGAUGUUCACGUAGGACAAUGCUUUGGUGUUCUUGUAACCGCAGAUAAAGAACCAAAAGAUUAUUACAUGGUCGCUUCAACUCGUUUCACUAAAACUGUUAUCACUGGUAAAGGUAUUAUGCGUUAUGCCAACGGUAAAGGUCCUGCUUCACCUGAACUCCCUGAAGCUCCAGUGGGCUGGGCAUGGUCUUUGAAUCAGUUCCGUUCUUUCCGUUGGAACUUGACCGCUAGUGCUGCUAGGCCCAACCCACAAGGUUCUUACCAUUACGGUCAGAUCAACAUCACCCGUACCGUUAAGCUCAUUAACACCGUUAGCAGAGAAGGUGGAAAACUCCGUUAUGCACUUAACGGUGUCUCCCAUGUGGAUACCGAAACCCCUCUUAAACUCGCAGAAUACUACAAUGUUGCUGAGAAGGUUUUCAAGUAUGACACUAUUCCUGACAUGCCAGAAAACCUUGGAACCAGUGUUACCUUGGCACCCAAUGUUCUUAAAUUCAAACACCGUACUUUCAUUGAGAUCGUUUUUGAGAACCAUGAGAAAAGCGUCCAGUCUUAUAAUUUGGAUGGAUACUCAUUCUUCGCAGUAGCCAUAGAGCCAGGACUGUGGACACCCGAGAAAAGGAAGACAUAUAACUUGCUUGAUGCUGUGAGCAGACACACCAUUCAAGUAUUUCCAAAAUCAUGGGCUGCAAUAAUGUUGUCAUUCGACAACGUUGGAGUGUGGAAUUUGAGGUCAGAGAUUGCUGAGAAUCGUUACUUGGGACAACAAUUGUACAUUAGUGUGCCUACUCCAGAACGUUCUCUUAGGGAUGAGUACAAUCUGCCAGAGAACAGCUUGCUCUGUGGAAUUGUUAAGGAUCUUCCAAAGCCUCCUUCAUACGUCUAACUCAUCAAUGGUUGAAGCAAACUCUGCAUUCUUUUUAAGUUAUAUAUGUAUGUAACUAGAUUUCCCCUGUGAAAUUCCUCAGCAAGAUGAGCUAGGUAUUUUGUAACAGGGUGAAAAAGAGAAUAACUGGGGCUUUUGAAGCAUAAUAAGAUCUUGUUGAUCACUUGGUAUUAACUUCUUUAGAAUUUUCAUUGCGUUUUUGUACUUUGAGUAGGUGUCUUACCUACAAUUUUAUAAUAGAAAAUGUACCCCUUUCUUUUUUA